This is a messenger RNA of Galleria mellonella (greater wax moth), 928 nucleotides long. Its product is annotated as transmembrane protein 242. The transcript is spliced from 4 exons. NCBI's taxonomy places the organism in Eukaryota, Metazoa, Arthropoda, Insecta, Lepidoptera, Pyralidae. Bases 417 to 839 code for a protein of 140 amino acids. The record is from RefSeq and is a predicted model, not a curated record.
AUAGACAAUAUGUCUGUGACGAAAACAGAAAAAAAAAAACUAAUUUCUAUCAUACUGAACAUAUUUACAUAAUAUACUUUAACAUUUAUUUUGCUCUAAUCUACAUAUUUCUGACUGUUACAAACAAAAUAAUUAACCGGUGAAGUGAAUGGAAAUAAUAGAGAACUAUCUGCUGAUGUGCAGAGCUAAGAAAACAAUUAUUUUUACUAAUUAGUUGUUUGGAGUGUUAUUACACUCCAAACAACUAAUUAUUACAUUUUAUAAAAGGAAGGGUACGACUGAUUUUGACAGAAAUGUUAUAAAAUUCUAUAUUUUAAAUAGAUUACUCCUAUUUUUAAAUUAGUUUCCAUUUUUCAUUGACUAAAAAGGUAACACUGGUAUAAUAUUAUACAAAUUAUAUUUUAAAAGUCUCAAGUAUGGAGAAUGAACAACGUUUUCAAAGAAUAAAAGGUGGAGUAUUUCUAGCAACUGUUGCUGGUAUAUCAGCAUUUAUUGGUUUUAGCGCUACUUUAGCUGCAGCGAAAAAAACUGACCCUAAAUAUUUCAGUAAAGGGUUACACAGCAGUGCAGAAUUAGCUGAUGCAGGUGCAAUAUUAGCAUUAAGAGCUCUAGGUUGGGGUACACUUUAUGCUAUAACUGGAACUUCUUGUUUAUGUUAUGGAAUAUGGAAACUCUCUGGUGCAACCAAUUUAAAAGAUUUUAGAAUAAGAAUGGGUAAUAUAUUACCAGUUCUUCCAAAGAAUAAUCCACCACAGUCAAGAACUGAAUUCAGUGGAUUGAAUGAUUUAUUAACAUAUUUAUCAGAAGAAUAUGGAAAAAAAUCUGUUGACGACAAAUAAAAUAAUGAAUUAAUUUGUUAGUACAUUUUAAUAAGUAUAUUUAUAGUUUAAUUUAAUAAGUCUUGUUUUAAAAUAAACUCUUUCUUGUA